Molecule: messenger RNA, 4281 nt
Organism: Phaedon cochleariae (mustard beetle)
Lineage: Eukaryota; Metazoa; Arthropoda; Insecta; Coleoptera; Chrysomelidae
Source: the annotation of a GenBank genome assembly
AAGGUCAGGAAUGUCAGGGAAUCUGGACUAUCUGGAAAAAUAAAAAUAUGGAAAAAUUUGGUUUAUCUUGUGUAUGGUGGUGUGUUGUUCUAGUUGAAAUUGUGAAUUAUAUGAUUUCUAUAAUGAUGUGAAUUAUUGACUGAAAGUAAUUACUCGAAAUUAGCACGUAUUGAAUAGUGUAGCCACGAUGAAGAAAAAUUCGGUCAAUACUCGAUAUGAAAAACUGCCCUACGACGACUUCUAUAUACAUUGCAAGACGGAUAAAGACAAUACAGGACUAUGGUUAACGGCUAGCGAGGCAAGUAGUUUAACUUUCGAUGAAGUGUCAGAACGAUUACAAGUUGAUUAUCGCAAAGGAUUAAAUUGGCAAGAAGCCACAGAUAGGCGAAAAAUAUCUGGAUAUAAUGAAUUCUCAGUUAAAAAUGGCGACUCGAUAUGUAAGAAGUACUUAGAACAAUUCAAAAAUCCUCUCAUCUUACUGCUUCUCGCCUCCGCUGUAGUUUCUGCUGCUAUGAGCCAGUUCGACGAUGCAAUUAGUAUAACAGUCGCUAUAAUCAUAGUCGUAACUGUAGCCUUCAUCCAGGAGUAUAGAUCUGAACAGUCAUUACAGGAAUUGACUAAAUUGGUACCUCCAUCAUGUCAUUGUGUGAGAGAAGGCACGGCGGAUACUUUUCUAGCUCGGGAGCUUGUCCCUGGAGAUGUGGUGCUUUUAAAUGUUGGCGAUCGCGUCCCCGCCGAUAUCAGGCUUUUCGAGGCGUCCGAUCUGACAAUCGACGAGAGCUCCUUCACUGGAGAAACGGAACCCGCAAAGAAGAACACUGAUUCCGUAAUUAGGCCAAAUGGGGCACACUCAAGCAAUACGAAUAUAGUAUUCAUGGGAACCCUAGUGCGGAAUGGUGUCGGAAAGGGCAUUGUGGUCAGUACUGGUACAAAUAGUGAGUUUGGUUCAGUGUUCAAAAUGAUGCUGGAAGAAGAAGCCCCUAAAACGCCUCUACAAAAAUCAAUGGAUAGAUUAGGCACCCAACUGUCGAUAUAUUCCUUUGCCAUAAUAGGUUUUAUAAUGAUAAUAGGAUGGAUACAAGGAAAACUCAUAAUGGAGAUGUUUCAAAUUGGCGUUAGCUUGGCCGUUGCUGCCAUUCCAGAAGGUUUACCCAUUGUCGUUACUGUAACCCUGGCUCUAGGUGUUAUGCGCAUGGCAAAAAGAAAAGCAAUAGUGAAGAAACUACCAACCGUGGAAACUUUGGGCUGUGUCAAUGUGAUAUGUUCUGAUAAAACUGGAACAAUAACUAGAAACGAAAUGACUGCCACGGUGUUAGUGACUUCCGAUGGUUAUAUCGCUGAGAUUACUGGAGCUGGAUAUAAUGAUCAUGGUCAGAUUUUAUUACACACCAAGUAUGAUUUUCCUGAUAAGGCAAGGGAGAGUAUUCGACAACUAUUGGAGGUAGGUGCAGUAUGCAAUAACGCAGCCAUUAAAAAUGAAGCUCUGAUUGGUACACCAACAGAAGGUGCUUUACUAGCAGCUGCAAUGAAACAUGGAAUUGACAAUGCUGCCAAUCGUUACAUCCGCUUGAAAGAAUACCCUUUCAGCUCAGAACAUAAAAUGAUGGCUGUGAAGUGCUUAUCAAAAUACGAAGAUACUAAGGAGGAAAUAUUUUUUGUCAAAGGUGCUAUUGAAAAAGUACUCCCAAAAUGCACAAAAUAUGCUUGGAAUGGCAACGAUCUGCCAAUAACUGAAAACAAAAUCAAUGAUUUCAUUGCUGAAUCUCAUGAAAUUGCAAAGAAAGGACUUCGAGUUAUCAGUAUGGCUCAGGGAACUGGGCUGCAAGAUUUGACCUAUAUGGGUAUUGUUGGUAUCUGUGAUCCACCCAGACCUUUGGUUAGGGAGGCCAUUACAAUUUUGAAGGAUUCGGGCGUACAAGUCAAGAUGGUUACUGGAGAUGCUAUGGAAACAGCUGUAGCAAUCGCUCAGUCGAUUGGCCUGGAAACCCUACCGACACAAGUUUUCUCUGGCGCACAGCUCGAUUCCUUCUCUGAAACAGAGUUGGACGAAGCCACUCCCAGAGCGACUGUUUUCUACAGAGUGUCACCCAAGAACAAGUUGUCGAUAGUUAAGUCACUACAGAGAACUGGGCAUAUAGUGGGGAUGACAGGAGAUGGUGUUAACGAUGGCGUUGCCCUGAAGAAAGCUGAUAUUGGGAUUGCUAUGGGUAAAAAUGGGACGGACGUAUGCAAGGAGGCGGCCGAUAUGAUAUUGGUUGAUGACGAUUUUUACACAAUCAUUGCUGCAAUCGAAGAGGGUAAAAGCAUAUUCUACAACAUUAGGAAUUUCGUUAUAUUUCAGUUGUCAACUUCAAUAGCUGCUUUAGCACUAAUAGCAGCCACCACGAUUCUGGACAUUCCCAACCCAUUGAAUGCCAUGCAGAUAUUAUGGAUCAAUAUUAUAAUGGACGGACCACCAGCUCAAAGCUUGGGUGUUGAGCCUGUAGAAGCAGAUGUAGUUAAACAGAAAGCUAGGAACACUAAAGAACACAUGAUUACGAAAAGACUAAUAAUUAAUGUUUUACUUCCUGCUAUCUUUAUCAUUGCAGGCACAUUAUGGGUAUUCCAAAAAGAGUUGAGUUCUGAAGGCAUCACAUCAAGAGAUACAACAAUGACCUUCACGUGCUUCGUCUUUUUUGACAUGUGGAAUGCCCUUGCUUGCCGAUCCUCGACGAAAAGUGUUUUUACCAUUGGUUUCUUUUCAAACAAGAUGUUCUUAAUCGCAGUCGGAUUAUCUAUACUUGGACAGAUGCUCGUAGUAUAUGUAAAGCCAUUGCAAACCAUUUUUCAAACUGAAGCAUUAACACCAUGGGAUAUUUUAUUCCUAGUUGGGUUGACCUCAUCAGUUUGGAUAUUUUCAGAAAUAAGAAAGUGUAUAGAGAGAUAUAUAGAGAGGCGUAACAAGAGCACAAAAUCACCAUUAGAAUAUGUUUGACAGGAAAGGGGGCCAUGGGCGAAAACCCGCUGCAAAUAGCUCAUUCUUGCACCUUUCUCGUUUGGCCCCCUAGAAAUGUGUAAAGAAACCUAAAAAUUACUAUUCGCAUAUUUUGGCACAGUCUCUAACUAAAUCUUGCACCCUGAAUGAAUUAGAUGUUUCACGAAAAUUGUCGAAUCUACAGUUCGGCUUUUUGUCAAAUUGUUCACAUUUCCUAGGUGAUCAUAAAAAAUAUCAAAAUAUAUCAUAUGCUUUAUUUCUUAUGGAUGGCUAAAACUGCCAGACUUUAGGCUCUUGAUAUUGUAAUUCAUUUUAUAAUAGUCAGAUGUGAUUUAUGCUUCAAUUGGCAAUAUUCAGAUAUCAUUUGAUGAUAGAUAUGUUAAUUAAGUGAGUAUUAAUUUUGGAAUCAAAUCGAACUCAUGGGUGAAAAAUUAUAUAUACAUUUUUUGAAUGAGAUUAUGUAGUCUUGAUUUUCCUAUGUAUUUUUUAUUUGCACAUUUUGAUGGUAUACAUAUUCUAUUUACAUUAUGCAGCUAAUUAUUAAUGUAAUUUAUUUAUUUAUUUAAUGUGUAGGAUCAAAGAUUUUGUAUCAAUUUGUUUAGAAAUAAUUUUAUAUGCUAGUUGUUUCAUUAAGUGAGUUGAUGUAUUUCAAUAGGUUUUUGAAGUCAUUUUGUACUUGAAUCAGUAAAUAUUCUUGAUUAAAUCUGUAUAUAUCAGUAAGAACAAAUCUAGUCCUGUGAAUAAAGAAACGUUUAGGGCACUAACGGUAGAAAUCGCCGUGACAAACACUAUAUAUUUUUCAGUAGGUAAUUGUUAUUGUUAUUUGCGUAGCACGAUCAACUUUUUCAUUAAUUUCAGAUUAUCCACAAGAAUAUUAUGAAGGCUGUAUGAUUUCAUCUCACUAGCCUGCUGGUCGUAAUGAUUUUCGUUUAAAUGAUUAAUUCCAAACAGGUGUGCGUUAUGCAAAACGUUCCUUUCAAUACGAUUAUUUCUAUCUGUAGCGCCCUAAACUCUAGUUCAAUGUUUUCUGUUAUUCCAGUUCAUACAACUUAUUUAUAUUCAAUUCUUCAUUGAUUUCAAGUGAAUAGUAUUUCAAAUAAAUUCCCCUGAUUGCUAUCGUCUUAUCCAAUUUAUAUUUGGAAAGUUGGGAAAACGUGUUGAUAAUUCAAUUCCUUAUAAUUUUCAUUGCAGAUGAACACAAAACUAUCGGUUGAUGAUGCUUAUUGAGCUCUUCCUGAAAAGGUAGACAUAUGCAGAGGAAUGCACGAAAAACGGCCAGUACUGUAACUUCUGAAUCAUUUGAGAUC